AUGUUUAAUACAAGUCUGUUUAAUCAAACGAAUACAAAUCCAUUCAGUCAAACGAACACAAGUAUAAUUAAUCAAACGAACACAAGUAUAAUUAAUCAAACGAAUACAAAUGGGAAUAAUCAAAAUAAAGAUAGAAAUAGGAAAGAAGUGAAUGGGAAGAUGAUAGUAGGAAGUUUUAGUAGAGAAGAUUUAGAAACGAUCAAGAGAUUUAUAGAGAAGAAAAGUAUGGAAGGGUAUUAUCGAGAGAAGAUAGAAUUAAGAAGUACAGAAGAAGUAGAAAAAGAGAUAGAAGAAGUGAUUAAAGAAACACGAAAUAUCGAAGGGGAAUGGAUUAAUAGUAAAAGAAAGAUUGAAGAAUUAAAAGAAGAAGGAGAAAAGACACGAGAAAUGAUUGAACAUCAAGUAGGAAGAGAAGAAUUAUAUAGUCAACCUAUUCUUGUUGAGAAAUAUCGAAAAAGUAAAAAAGAAGUAGAAAAGAUGAUAGAAGGGAUAGAUAAAACAUAUAGUAGUUGUGCACAAAAAGAAAUUAAUAAUGAAUUAGAAAGUUUGUUAAGAAAAGAAAAAGAAAAAGAAGAAAAUAACAAAAUAGUGAUUAAAAGUGUAUUUGAACGAAAUGCAAAUGAUAUUGAAUAUUUAAGUGGAGAAAUAGAAGAAAUGAAAAGAAGAAUGAAAAUGAUGAAAGCACGAAUUGAAGGGAAUUUAGAUAAAUGA
Molecule: messenger RNA, 711 nt
Organism: Entamoeba dispar SAW760
Lineage: Eukaryota; Evosea; Mastigamoebida; Endamoebidae
Exons: 1
Coding region: 1-711 (236 amino acids)
Source: RefSeq, a predicted model, not a curated record